AGAGUUGAAGCCCCAGACCCUGAAUGUGAAUCAUCAAGACAGUAUCUUCGGCAACGCUUUCGGGUCAAGGUCGUACUACGUGGUACAUCCUGAGUGGAUCUCAGAAGCCAGCUCCAACCCUCAGCCCGACCCUCUGCACAGGCCGCCCUGGCCCUGGGAGCAGCCCCGCUACAGGGUCAACAUGCAGGUCCCCAUCACGUACAAAAGCCCGGACGAAGGAGUACCUGUUGUAGAUGAGAAGAAGGAGUUAGAGAAAGAGGAAGACCGAUUCUGCCAGGAAGAGUUGCCUCCCAUUUCUUACCAGCUCAGUCAAAUGUACAAAUCCACCCACCCCGAGUAUGUACUUCGGUUCUAGUCAAACGCGUGCGGUUCAGAUAAUUUUUGCAAGUCAUUGAAUCGAGUGACACAAGAAGAAGCAUUAAUCGAAUCUGUUUUGUUGAGGUUAUUCUGCGCCUUCAGAUUACAUUAUGUGAAAACACACAAAAAUCUGUUUGAUGGGAACAGUCAACAUUUCUCACCACAGAGAGAUCGAUUUUUUCUGAUCACUGUUCCGUUAACGAUUGAUUGAUUGAUACAACGUACAAAUACCCCUACCCCCCCUUUUAAUAUAAUUUUAAAAAAACUGGAAGAUGUACAUUUACGAUAACUAAGUCAUCUUAAUAAAUCUUGUUAGAGUGAGAGUUUCCAAACACACAUCCAACGUCAGUGUUUUCAUGAACACAUCUAUAAGUAAAACUAAAAUAUAAUAAUAAUAUGUAUAGUGAUAUAGUAGUUUACAUGUUUUAUUUAUCAUCCUAAUUUGACACGUAGCUUUGGUAGUCUUGUAGCAUUAUCAUGUGACCGACUUUCAUGUUGACCCGACACCUUAGAUUAGAUAGCUUAGCCCGACACACUUUCCCCUUGAACUUGACACAGAAAACAAGACAUUGCGUUUCGUUCGUUUUGUUUUAUAGUUUAAGUAGCGUUUUACGGCACUUGCAAAACAUAUAGGUCAUAUCUUAACCGAAAAUUAGAUGUGUGACUAGAUAGAA
Molecule: messenger RNA, 1031 nt
Organism: Aplysia californica (California sea hare)
Lineage: Eukaryota; Metazoa; Mollusca; Gastropoda; Aplysiida; Aplysiidae
Source: RefSeq, a predicted model, not a curated record